Messenger RNA from Lycium ferocissimum, 1107 nucleotides. RefSeq lists its product as uncharacterized. Gene Ontology annotation, molecular function: helicase activity. The transcript has a single exon. NCBI's taxonomy places the organism in Eukaryota, Viridiplantae, Streptophyta, Magnoliopsida, Solanales, Solanaceae. The record is from RefSeq and is a predicted model, not a curated record. The coding region runs from base 16 to 1107 and encodes 363 amino acids.
GACAUUUUUUUUUGUAUGAAAAAGACAUUUGUUUUUGUGCAGAAACAGGGGGAGGAUAAAUGUGACGUUUGUUCUGCAUCCAUUACUGAUGGACCUGAAGGAGAAGUUGUUAACACUCUGCUGUCUAACUUGAAUGAUUCGCAGGCUAAUGCAGUCUUGAUCUCUCUUGAUACAUUGAAGUGUCACCACAAGCCUUCGGUGGAACUCAUAUGGGGUCCACCUGGUACGGGAAAGACUAAGACAACCAGUGUCAUGCUCUUCAUACUAUUGAAAAUGAAGUAUAGAACUCUUACUUGUGCCCCAACAAAUGUAGCAAUAAAAGAAGUAGCUUCACGGUUGGUUAAGCUGAUCAAAGAGUCAUUUAAAAAUCUUUCUGCGGAAAUAGAUAUUGUUUGUCCUCUGGGUGAUGUUCUCUUAUUCGGGAAUAAGGACCGGCUAAAAUUUGGUCAAGGUAUUGAGGAGAUUUACCUUGAUUAUCGUGUUGAUAGGCUGGUGGAGUGCCUUGGACCGGUGACUGGUUGGAAACACUGUAUAAGUUCCACGAGCGGGUUUCUUGAAGAUUGCAUUUCUCAAUAUCACAUAUACGUGGACAAUGAGUUGAUCAAAGUUAAGGAACUUGCUGAUCAAGAGGAAGCUCGGAAGGAAAAAGAAAAAAUCAGCUCAUUGAUUGAUUUUGCUAGAUUCCGGUUUAAUUCUACAGCUUCAUCUUUGAGAAAAUGCAUGGUAAUGUUCUGUACUCAUCUACCCUUAUGUUUUAUUAGGGAGGAGACUUUUGAAAAAAUGGUACGCCUUAUCUACAUACUUGAUUGUUUGGAGAGAAUGUUAUUUCAAGAGAAUGUUGGAUCUAAAGAAGUGGCGGAAAUAUUUUCAUGUGAAAUCUCUUCCGAGGCAUUUUUGGGUGAGUUGUCUUUACCGUGUUUGAGAAGCCAGUGCCUCGUUCUUCUGAAAGAUGUUCGCCAAUCUCUCGGUAAACUGAGUCUUCCUAGUGCAAUGGGUAUGGAGUCGAUUAGAGAGUUCUGUAUACAAAUGGCUUCCUUGGUCUUCUGUACGGCUUCUAGUUCGUAUAAGCUUCAUUCAAUGGAUAUCAAGUGUUAUACCCUAUUUUAA